AUGGCGACUCAGCAGGCCCCCGGAACCAACUGCCGGCUUUCUAUCGACGGUGGGCGCGCGCGACUUUGGAACGCCCGGAUUCACAUCCUCGACUCUCGCCGCAGCCAUCCGCCCGACCGAGUCCCGGAACUCGCGCCGCUCGACGACGACAACAACUCGACAUCCACGUCAAUCGACACAGCGAAACCACCGACUCUUGCAGAGCGUAUUCGAUGGCGAGUGUUCAGGAAUAGGAGGAAGCCUCUUUCGAUCCUCGCCUGCGGCUGGCCGCUCUGUUCCUCAUCGACUAGCAUCCGACGAGUCGGCGCCGUCAACAUGGCAGAUCUCGCCGCAGCCUCGAGUCCUUUGCCCUCUCUAGGCGCCGCUGGGGCAGCAGCCGCGAAGUUCGCGACGGCCGCGCCCAUCAUAAUUGCGAACAAUGGAAUCAACUACGAAGAAACUACGAACGGAGGCGCGGUGCAAUACAACGACUUGCGCGACCCCUUCUUUGCCUCCAUCUUCCCCGUCUGCUACGCCCUCGCUGCGACGACAGUAACGGCAUACAUGCUUGUAAUCAUGCUGUUUAUUACCCCUCGAUCAUUUCUUGACGGUGGAGUGGUAUAUUUGGGCCGACGCGGGUUUACAAGUGGCGGGACUUCCAACGGGAUCAGCAUCGGAGGUCGACCAUGGCUGCAGAAAGUGGCCGCAGUCACCGUUGCAAUCUCUCUCACAAUAGCAAGCGCCGACACGUUUAAAGUUGCGGAGCAACAAUAUCAGUGGUCAAUCCAGGACGCCAAAAAGAUGCAGUCAGAGGUUAUGGACGGAACCGAACUGAAAGCCAUUCGCCUCAUUUCCGACACCUUUCUGUGGCUUGCACAAGCCCAAACUCUCAUCCGGCUCUUCCCUCGUCAGCGGGAAAAGGUUAUUAUCAAGUGGACUGCAUUCGCGCUGAUUACACUGAAUCUCAUCUUCAGCGCUUUGAACAGUUUCCAGUACCCCACCAGCGGGAGUAACGGCAACGCCCGUCCACGAAGCUUUGUGGACGCUGUUCCCGCUCUCAGCUACCUAUUUCAACUGUCCCUCGGCCUGCUGUACGCCGCUUGGGUCAUUUACUACUCGCUCAUGAAGAAGCGAUACGCCUUCUACCACCCCUUGAUGAAGAACAUGAUUCUUGUCUCUACCCUAUCUCUCUUCGCCAUUCUUGUACCGGUCGUUUUUUUCGUGCUGGACAUGGCACAGCCAGAAUUCGCGGUCUGGGGAGACUACGUGCGUUGGGUUGGUGCGGCUGGCGCUAGUGUCGUGGUCUGGGAAUGGGUAGAAAGAAUCGAAGCAUUGGAAAGAGAAGAAAAGAAGGAUGGUAUCUUGGGACGCGAGAUUUUCGACGGAGACGAAAUGUUGGAGGUCUCAGCAUCCGAGUUCCCGUGGCUCAGGAGGAGAAAGAACAGGAACGGCGGUCGGGAUGGUGAUGACGGUGGCGAAGAUGGACCUCAAGGUGAUACUGGCGCCCAAGGUCCUCCGCCAGGCGACAGAGGCAACCUUUGGCCAGGCAUGACCCAGAUCGCAUCGAGAUACCGCUCCAACCACACCCACACUAAUUCUGGAGCAAACAACCAAAACGGUCAAAGAUCCAAGGGCGGUCUGCUGCGUCCGCCCAUGUGGCCUUCCCGGCCCGCUCCUGCGGUGACGCCGGUGAGCCGAACCGACACAGCCAGUGCAGCGAGCACCGUCUACGCUGUGAGGUACCAGCUGCCGUCAGAGACAACAUCAAGGACACCAGAGGCGCUCGUCCGAGCAGCCAACCAGCAACAAAGAAAUGCCGCAGCUGCCAUGUCGAGGAGUAACUCGACAUCAUCUAGGAGCGACUCGACCUCCGCCAUUAGCGACGACGAGCCUUCGAUGGCCGCGCCCGUUCCCAGACAAGCAACGCACAAAACCGUUGAAGUCGACACAGAGGCUCAGGAAGACAUGACGGAGAAGAACCGCAAUGGCUGGCGAUCCCUGGUUGCCAACCCACUCUUCCGUCGCACUGCUCGCGAUCCGCCUGCGGAGGUGAUGGCUCACACCGAGUCAAAGCCCGAGGUGCGGGGUGGCCACGACGAUGCCGACAGAUGGGAUCUCCGGGCUCGUUUAGAGGACUUUGCUGCGACUCAGGCCGAGAAGAUCAGAGAGAAGAUGCGACCGACCCCUGAAACAGACAGCCUUCCGGUCACUGUCAUUCCCGCACCACCAAGACAAGGAGCAGCAUUGGCGCAACUGCUGGAAGAGGAGCGAGGCCAAGAAGAUAACGAGCAACCGGGCCGUAGCAGUACCGUCAGCGACGCCUCUGCGCUGUCACCCCAAACUGUUGCUGGUCGGGGAGGGACACAAAGUAACUUCUCUCGCCGGUCCCCCGCCACCGCAGGUCAAGAACCAGAGUCAGCUACUCUUCAGCUCAGCAGACCACCUCUCUGGCCUGGAGUAAGGACCCAGCAUCAGGACUUUGAGCCGCAUUCACCGAAUAUGCCGCCCACCCCCUCAUGA
Molecule: messenger RNA, 2499 nt
Organism: Colletotrichum orchidophilum
Lineage: Eukaryota; Fungi; Ascomycota; Sordariomycetes; Glomerellales; Glomerellaceae
Exons: 2
Coding region: 1-2499 (832 amino acids)
Biological process (GO): cellular response to pH
Cellular component (GO): plasma membrane
Source: RefSeq, a predicted model, not a curated record